Molecule: messenger RNA, 4045 nt
Organism: Phlebotomus papatasi
Lineage: Eukaryota; Metazoa; Arthropoda; Insecta; Diptera; Psychodidae
Gene: Grip163
Product: gamma-tubulin complex component 6
Exons: 3
Coding region: 111-3983 (1290 amino acids)
Biological process (GO): mitotic cell cycle; microtubule nucleation; meiotic cell cycle
Cellular component (GO): equatorial microtubule organizing center; spindle pole; gamma-tubulin complex
Molecular function (GO): microtubule minus-end binding; gamma-tubulin binding
Source: RefSeq, a predicted model, not a curated record
AGUCUCCAAUUUUCGUGGAGACAUGCACGGUUUGUUUUGUUUGUUCGCAAAAAUAUCAAAGGUUUUUGUUCCAUUUUUCUUGAUUAAAAAUUGUUAAAAAUUUAGUGAAAAUGGACCAAACAAGUGUGUUUGAGCUAAUAAGUACAUUGUGCCAGAAAUUGCGUGAUGAUUGUGUGGGAAAAUCAGAGAAUAUCACAUCAUUUCGCACAUGUCGUGCCAGAGCCUUUGAAAUUAUCCUGAAAUCAGCAGGAAGUCCUUCAAAUUUGACUGAUCCUGCCCGGGAAUUGGAUUUUCACCUCUUUGAGAUGAAGCUGAAGGCAUCAACUGCAUUCCAUCGACGUCGAAAUGAGCAGAUGGAUAAAAUUCUUGAUGAAAUUGAGAGGGAUUCUUUCUUCCGGACAGAAAUUGGUAAGGCUAUCCUCACAUUCCUCUUCCAUUUGAGAUCAGAAAAUCCACCAGAUACGUACAAAUACCACCAGACAUCAUAUCCUUUUGGGCUCUUUUCCUCACUUCAAUCGGCAAAUGAGAAAAAUCCCUAUAUCACUGUGACUGAGGAAAUGUUUCAAUUACCCAAUACCUUGCCACUUCUGGACAUUGGAGUGAAAUCCCAUGAGCUUAAUCCGUAUUUUAAGUCAUUCUCUGAAGAAUUGGGAGGGAGUUUCUUUACACAGAAUCUCCUACUAGCCCAGGAUACAUUUUCAAAGCCAUUUGAUGAAAUUCUUAUGCCUAAGUUUCCGGAUAAUCUUCCGGAAACUGAGCCGGCAGAUGAAGGAUUAGUUAAUGGUGUACCUGAGAGGGGGAUUGAAAGGCCCAGUCUGGAAAAUUGUGGAAGAAUUAGUAAAAAUGAUAGAAGAAUGGUUAGUCUUGAGGAAUUCCUCAAAGAUCUGCGUGCCCUGUGCAUGGGAUUCAAAUCUCCAAGCUUCCCAUACCGCCAGAAAAGGCAUGAAUUCCGCCUUGCGAGGCAUUUUCGUGUGGAAAAUCUCACAACAAAUACUCUCAAUCAGUUGAUUUUGCCAUUCCUGGAAUUUGGCACUUGCAUGAAACGCCUUCAGCUCCUGAUUGCUCAGAAUUCCGAAACAUCUCAACGAAUCUACGAAGGAUUCAUCUUUAGGGCUUUUUGCAUUGCAAUGGCUCAAUAUUUGGCAUCUGUGAGACAUUUUAUCUCCCUGGGAAAUGAUAAAUCCAUCUUGGGAUUUUCCUACAGACUUUCAGGGAUACUUGAUCAAAUAACAACUCUCGGAAGAAUUUGUCAUCUCAAUCCGAGGGUUCAGGAACCUCCAGAAAUCUUUCCUUCAGGCGCUAAAUUACUCAAAUACCUUUCAACGCAUCUCAAUCAAACAAUGCGCAGGGAAAUCUUUCUCCUCCUGGCCAAUCUCAUGGUUAAAUGUGUCGAAUUCUACCUGAGACAUUUGGAAAAAUGGAUUUACCAAGGUGUUCUUGAAGAUCCUCAUGGAGAACUCUUCAUAAUGUUCACGGAUCAGUAUGACUAUGAUACGAAAAAAUUCUUCGAUAGGGCCUACAGUGCCCAGAAAGAUCUCAUUCCGGAUUUUCUACACGGAUUCGAUGAAAACAUUGUUCUCUGUGGGAAAUACACCAUGCUCCUGAAAGCCUUCAAUCCUCUUCAUCCUCUUUUCGACAUCACCAAACCCUGCCUCAAGAUCUGCCUCUCUGACACUCAAAUCUCUUCCCUAAGGCAAGAAGUAGAUCUCUAUUCUAAAACAGCCUCAGUUUCUUGUGGUCCCAAAAUCACCAUUGAGGAAAUCCACAGGCGAAAGGCAGAAAAAAUGGAAACCCUAAAACGUCUGGUCGAAGCUAAAAGACAAGAAAAUAUCCAACGAUGGGAAAUUGAGCGUGAAGAAGCCGAAUCGGCAGCUAUAAAGCUGAAGCAGGAGCAUCUGCAGGAGCUGAAGCAACAAAUGGAGACGGCACGGGAAGAAAAGGAGGCAAGGAAGAGGGAAGAAGUUGCUCAGGAAUUGAUAUACAUGGAACAACAGCGUCUAGCCGAGGAGGCUGACAUGAAGCGUGACAUUGACGAGCGCACCAGGAGGAUUCAGCACUACCAGGAACUCAAUCAUUUGGCUGAGAAGAAACUUGAGAAAAUAGAAAAGGCAAAAGGAAAAAUCGAAGAGGAAAUUUGCAAUGAGAAUUACACGAAGGGCAUGAAGAAAUCUAAUUCUGACAUUCUCAAUGCCAAUGAUACCACUUCAGAUUUGGCCAGGAAUCGGGCUAAAGUUUUGGGAUCAUUCAAUCUGGAUAACAGAGAAAGUCACACAGAAAACACUAAUUUAGGAAAUUACGAAAAUUGCGACAAUAAAAAGCUAAAUGUGAAUCUUCCGGAGGAUCAAAUGACACCUUGCCAGAGAAAUAAGCUCAAAGUAAUGAGUCAUGAGUUUAACAUUAACAUUCCCAUGGACACAAAACUCAGUCGUGCCAUCAAGGAAGAAACAAUGACAGAGCUAGAACGCAAUCGUCGUCGAAUUCUUUACAGAGAUCUCAAUUCUAACACUGAAAGUGAUUCUGAAAUCAAUAAAAAUUCCCUAAGUUUGAAUUUUGAGACAGAACGUAUGAGAAAUCGACGAAAAAUCCUCGAGACGGAAUUUGAUAUUGCAAUUCCGACAAAAGAAAAAUUAACUCCGAUGAGUACAACGUCAGACUGUUCAGGAGGGUCUGGGGAGAAAUUUGUGACUCCAGAGGAGGAAAGGAAGGAGUUUUCUGCUGAAAAGAGCGAAAAGGUAUCUGAAGUCGAGGUUCUGGAAGGUGAAUUUGAGAUAGAUGGGAAUCUUGAGGAAGUAUCAGAGGAAGAAGUUGUUGUAAAAGUUGAAGAAGUGGAAAUUGACGUGAAUGAGGAUGUUUUUCUUGAGGAAAUCAUGAAAUUUAGAACAUCAACGUUUAUCAGGAAUCAAGAAUCUGUUCAAUGUCCAGUGGAUCUCUCACAACUCAAUGCUGUGUCCAUGAAAGAAUUUCUCAGACUGUCCAUUGUAAUUCCUUUGGAAGCUCAUAUGUCUCUGCUGAAUGGAGAAAUCAUGAAGAUGUUCCUGGAAGAUCUGGACAUUCUGGGACAUUGGCAGAGUCUCAGGAAGUACUUUUUGCUGAUGGAUGGAGAAUUUGGAAGUCAAAUUGGCGAUGGAUUGAUUGAACGUCUCGAAGGGGGAAUACGACCAGGAGAACUACUCAAUUUCUAUACACUCCACGCAAUCCUGGACACAGCUCUGGGCUUCUGUGUGGCCGGCAGAGAUAAGAACAGUGGUCGACUUUCAUUUACCGUCAACUCCAUUCCUGGAAAAUUUGACCUCCUCUCACCCAAUGUCCUGGAGGAUCUUCGACUAAGCUACCGCGUGGAGUGGCCUAUAAAUCUCAUUCUAAGUCCAGAGACCCUUCAGCAGUACGCCAGUAUUUUUCAGUAUCUCCUGAAAGUGCGUCGAAUGGGAUGGAUUCUCGAGAAUGUCUUUCAGCACCUUAAAGAACUCUCUCGCCUAAACAGAGAUGUUCAAAUAUCCUCCCACUAUCGUCACAUUCAGGUCAUGAGGCACAAGUUCAGUCACUUUGUCCUCACCCUGCAAAAUCAUAUCACCGUGACGGCGCUUCAGGCAUCCUGGGAGCAACUCAUGGAAGAUCUCAAAAAUGCCAAGAGCAUGACGGAUUUAUACAAAAAACAUACGAGCUACAUCAAACGCAUUCGCUUUCUCUGUAUGCUCAACCGACACAGCGUACCAUUCUACAGUGCCAUUGAAAACGUCUUCAAGCUCAUAAUCCGCUUCAGCUGGAUUCUGAAGGCAAAAGCAUGGAAGAUGGGCCCCAAGGGCUUCAUUCACCCAAAAUACGGCAAAUUGGCAGAGACUGAAGAGAAGUUUGAUGAACUCAUGAGAUAUAUCAUCCAGAUGGGAUGGAAAAUUGUGUCCCAGGGCUACCAGACGGAGAUCGGAGAAUUCAUCUUCCUCCUCAACUUGAACGGUUACUAUGUGGCAGAAAGCGAGUUCAAGUGAAAGUCAUUGCUUGAGACCAAAUAAAAAACCCUAAAACAUUUCUGUUGUUGAAGAAAAAUGUA